Cetraspora pellucida is the source of this 1316-nucleotide messenger RNA. NCBI's taxonomy places the organism in Eukaryota, Fungi, Glomeromycota, Glomeromycetes, Diversisporales, Gigasporaceae. The record is from the annotation of a GenBank genome assembly.
UUUCGUCCCAAUGGACAAAAAUAUUAAAACGUAGUAAUUUUCCUGAGUAUAAAGUUAAUUUGAAAGAACCACAUCUUUGCGAUGAUACAGUUCAACAGUAUUCAGGGUAUGUUGAUGUUAAAAGCACUAAGCAUUUAUUCUUUUGGUUUUUCGAAUCGAGAAAUAAACCUCAAGAAGAUCCGAUCGUUCUUUGGCUUAACGGUGGACCAGGACAACCUUCUGUAAGAGGUUUAUACUUUGAACUUGGUCCUUGCACUGUUAACCCAGGAGGAAAUGAUACAACUUUUAAUCCUUACUCGUGGACUAGCAACUCUAGUAUUAUUUUCUUGGAUCAACCAGUUAAUACAGGAUAUUCUUAUGGUGAUAAUGUAUCUGAUACUUUCACUGCUGCAAAUGAUGUAUACGCAUUUUUACAAAUCUUUUUCCAAGAGUUUUAUCAAUAUGCCAAUUUAGAUUUCCAUAUUGCUGGUGAAUCGUAUGCUGGACAUUACAUACCCACCAUAGCCUCAGUUAUAAACAAAUAUAAUAAUGUUGAUGAUGCUAUAGAGAACCGUAUUAAUAUCAAACUUAAAUCUGUCUUGAUUGGAAAUGGUCUAUUCAACGCUUUAGUGCAACAUAAAUAUUUAUCUAAAAUGGCCUGUGAUUCAUCUUAUGGACCAGUCUUAAAUAAUUCUGCAUGUAAUCAGAUGAGAAGAGAUUAUAUUAAUUGUUCCGAAUUGACUGAAAAAUGUUUUGAUUCAAAAAAUUUGACAGAUUGUGUAACUGCUGAAAAUUGUUUUGAUGGAAUAUAUCAACUUUAUAAAACUUCUAAUAGAAGUAUGUAUGAUAUUAGAAAACAAUGUGAUGGUGAUUCGUGCUAUCCAGAACUUCAAGACAUUGAAAAAUAUUCUAAUCGUGAAGAUGUUAAAACUGAGUUGGGUGUUAAUCCUUCGGUGGUCUUUCAUGUUCGUAACGCCAAUGUUAAUAAGAACUUCUUUAAUUCUGGUGAUUGGAUACUUUUCUUUGACGCAUAUGUUUCAUCGCUCCUGGAAAGCAAUAUUCGAGUAUUAAUAUACGCUGGCGAUGCUGAUCUUAGAUGUAAUUUUUUUGGUCUUGACGCGUGGACAAAAGCGCUUAAAUGGAGUGGUACAAAAGGUUUUAAUAAUGCUGAUGUUACUCGUUGGAUAACGACUAUUGGUACUCAUUCUGGAGAUGUUAGAACAUUCAAAGGACUUACAUUCCUGAGAAUUUUUGGGUCAGGGCAUUAUGUACCUCAUGACCAGCCAAUUGCAAGUUUAGAUUUCUUUGUUAAAUGGAUAUUCAAUAAAGAUUUGUAA